Messenger RNA from Alligator mississippiensis (American alligator), 3672 nucleotides. Its product is annotated as nicotinamide N-methyltransferase. Gene Ontology annotation, cellular component: cytosol. The coding region runs from base 140 to 919 and encodes 259 amino acids. Gene Ontology annotation, molecular function: N-methyltransferase activity. The record is from RefSeq and is a predicted model, not a curated record. The transcript has 3 exons. Lineage: Eukaryota; Metazoa; Chordata; Crocodylia; Alligatoridae.
ACAAGCUACAAGGAGCUUUUCAGUGUCAGGGGCACAAAGAGGUUAAAAGGCUGAGUGCAGAUGGGAUGAUACAAGCCCCAAGAACAGACUCAGGCAAGAAUAGAGCAGAGCCAGGGAAGAGCCAGGGCAGAGCAAACCCAUGGCUGCCUUCACGGGAGGGGAGGUCUACAAGGCAGAGUUCGAGCCCACGGCGUACCUGGAAUACUUCAAGUUUGGAGGAGGCACCUUGGGGGAUGAGUUCCUCACAUUUGUCCUGAAACACUACUGCAAAACCUUCACUUCUGGUGCUGUGACAGGCCACACCCUGAUUGAUAUUGGCAGUGGACCCACCAUUUACCAGCUGCUUUCUGCCUGCGAGUCAUUUAAGGAGAUCAUUGCUUCAGAUUAUAUGGACCAAAAUUGCCAGGAGCUGCUGAAGUGGCUGAAGAACGAGCCUGGAGCAUUUGACUGGACUCCAGUGGUGCAGCACGUGUGUGAGCUGGAGGGAGACAGGAACAAAUGGGCUGAGAAAGAGGGGAAGUUACGAGGAGCCAUCAAACGCGUCCUAAAAUGUGAUGUCCACAAAAGCAACCCCUUGGAUCCCGUUGUCCUGCCUCCGGCCGACUGCCUGGUCUCAUCGCUGUGCUUGGAAGCUGCCUGCGAAGACCAGAGCUCCUACCGCGCCGCUCUGAGAAACAUCAGCUCUCUGCUAAAGCCAGGGGGGCACUUGGUGCUGAGCGGAGAUUUGGGCAGCAGUUUCUACAUGGUCGGUCCCAAAAAGUUCUCCUGUUUGGCCCUGACAGAGGAAUUUUUGAGGGAGGCUCUUAGUGCAACGGGCUUCACCGCUGAGACGGUUGAGGUUCUCUCCCGGGCUGACGUGGCCCAGCACGACAUCUGUGAUUUCUCUGGGAUGUACUUCAUUGUCGCCCGCAAAAAUUAAAGUGAUUAAGUCCCUUGGAGAAUUUGGGGAAAAUUGUCCCCAGUGGGAAAAGAGAAUCUUAUUAAGGCUUCAUUCUCUUGCUGGUCAUGGCUCUCUUCUCCUUUAGUUGUUGUGCAUUCCCCAUGAUAACAGGGAAAGAUUUUCCUAUGCACCCUUAAUUUGGACUGACGACGUUUACCCCCAUAGAGGGGCAGUUCGAGGCAAUAACUAGCAGACCCUAAUUGGUAUCUUGGCCUUGAUCUGUACUCAUUCCUUGCAAUGGGAUUGAUUGGAAUUGAUGGAAUUUGGGAUUUAUGAGCAGAAAAGUCAAGUUGUCACAUAGCCUGAGUGGAAACUAUAGGGGUUUUCGCCUUCUUCUGUAGCAGCAGACAUAGUACUUUUUCCUUGGUGCUCUCUAGCGUAUUUUAACAACCACUUCUUGACCUUGCAGCAGCAGGAGAUUGCCAGUGCCCUUGCCCCCCUGCUUUACCAGGCUAGGGUAUUCUUGGUGUUUUGGGGCUAUGGGCCAGGUAGUAGGGUUGCUUGUCCAGCUUGUUUUGGGGCUAUGGGCUCAGGCACCAGGGUUGCUUGCCCAGCUUUAAGAACAGGUUAGGCUAAUGCUUGUCUGGGAUGCUUUACAUGAUCCUGCCUUGAGCAAAGGGUUGGGCUAAACGACCUCCUGAGGUCCCUUGCAGCUCUGCUUUUCCAUGAUUCUCCGAGUGAAAAGAUGAUAUAGGGUCAUGCUGGCUUAUCUUUGGGCCACAGGGCAGUUGCUUUGCUUACCUGGUGACCACAGCUCCAGACAGCAGCCUUGUUUGAAAUGGGUGGGACUACUUGAGUGAGUAAUACUCAGCUGUGUGGAUGACAACUGGCAGGCUCUUUGGGUAGAUGUGAUAGCUUUUAUUAGACCAGCUAAAGAGUUGGAAAUAUUGUUCUUUGCAAGUUUUCAGGCACAUACACCCUUCUUCAGGCAAGAGAGACUCUGGAUACUGUGCCCAUUUCAACAGUGGCACCCAAUACUUAGUCGCUGCAGCAACAAAACAAAACAAAAUUCCUUUGCAGUAGAUAGUCCAGUAGAAAUAUGCUGAUUAACACCUUAAAUUUUGGUGAUUCUUGAACGCUUUCUGCACACCCUGUCCUUUUGGCCUUGGCAUUUUCUGAAGCAAACCUCCAGGAAACCACAUAGUGAGAGGAAUGCUGUUCUCUGUCGUGGUGGUUGUCCUUGUUCUUCAGAGAUUCAUAGAUGUUAGGGUCGGAAGGGACCUCAAUAGAUCAUCGAGUCCGACCCCCUGCAUAAGCAGGAAAGAGUGCUGGGUCUAGAUGACCCCAGCUAGAUACUCAUCUAACCUCCUCUUGAAGACCCCCAGGGUAGGGGAGAGCACCACCUCCCUUGGGAGCCCGUUCCAGACCUUGGCCACUCGAACUGUGAAGAAGUUCUUCCUAAUGUCCAGUCUAAAUCUGCUCUCUGCUAGCUUGUGGCCAUUAUUUCUUGUAACCCCCGGGGGCGCCUUGGUGAAUAAAUCCUCACCAAUUCCCUUCUGUGCCCCCGUGAUGAACUUAUAGGCAGCCACAAGGUCGCCUCUCAACCUUCUCUUGCGGAGGCUGAAAAGGUCCAGGUUCUCUAGUCUCUCCUUGUAGGGCUUGGUCUGCAGGCCCUUAACCAUACGAGUGGAGUGGCCCUUCUCUGGACCCUCUCCAGGUUAUCUGCAUCCCUCUUGAAGUGUGGCGCCCAGAAUUGCACGCAGUACUCCAACUGCGGUCUGACCAGCGCCCGAUAGAGGGGAAGUAUCACCUCCCUGGACCUAUUCGUCAUGCAUCUACUGAUGCACGAUAAAGUGCCAUUGGCUUUUCUGAUGGCUUCGUCACACUGCCGGCUCACAUUCAUCUUGGAGUCCACUAGGACUCCAAGAUCCCUCUCCACCUCUGUGCCACCCAGCAGGUCAUUCCCUAGGCUGUAGGUGUGCUGGACAUUUUUCCUCCCUAGGUGCAGCACUUUGCAUUUCUCCUUGUUGAACUGCAUCCUGUUGUUUUCUGCCCACUUGUCCAACCUAUCCAGGUCUGCCUGCAGCUGUUCCCUGCCCUCCGGCGUGUCCACUUCUCCCCAUAGCUUUGUGUCAUCUGCAAACUUGGACAGAGUACACUUCACUCCCUCGUCCAAGUCACUGAUGAAGACAUUAAAGAGUAUCGGUCCAAGGACCGAGCCCUGCGGGACCCCACUGCCCACACCCUUCCAGGUCGAGACCGACCCAUCCACCACGACUCUCUGGGUGCGGCCCUCUAGCCAAUUUGCCACCCACCGGACUGUGCAGUCAUCCAAGUCACAGCCUCUUAACUUGUUCACCAGUAUGGGGUGGGAUACCGUAUCGAAGGCCUUCCUGAAGUCUAAGUAUACGACAUCCACCCCUCCUCCUGUGUCCAGGCGUUUCGUAACCUGGUCAUAGAAAGAGACUAGAUUGGUCAGGCACGAUCUGCCCGCCACAAACCUGUGCUGGUUUCCCCUCAGCAUAAUUUGCCCCGCUGGGCUCUCACAAAUGUUGCUCUCCACAUUUUUGGCAUCUCCAGGUAACUCAACGGAUGCUGCUCAAGUGUUUGUCAAAUGUCACGUUACGUCUCGAAAUUAGCUGUAUGAAAAAUGGAAUCUUUUUCCCUGCAAAAAAGACAGCUUUAUUAAAUAUUCCCAGUGAUGAACAUGAGAGACUGACUCUUCUAGACCUAAACCAAUGUAUUAUGUGUGGCUUUGCAUUGUUUCCAAUAAAUGCUGAAUUGUUCUCUAA